Messenger RNA from Aureobasidium vineae, 885 nucleotides. NCBI's taxonomy places the organism in Eukaryota, Fungi, Ascomycota, Dothideomycetes, Dothideales, Saccotheciaceae. The record is from the annotation of a GenBank genome assembly.
AUGGCAGAUGUGCGCUCGCUCUUGCGUAAUGAGCGUGUCUCGCGCCGCAUCAACCACCCUCAUGCAAACUACUCGGAUUCUGGCAAACUGCUAUGCGCCGUCUGCAACAUUCAGAUCAAGACCGAGUCGCUUUGGGAUAAUCACAUCAAGUCAGCUCAACAUGCCGCUCGACUAGACCAUCUGCGCGCGAACCCUCCGCCAACACCAGCACCAGCGUCAAACCGGAAGCGCAAAGCAGGAGAAAACGAGGACGAAGGCAGAAAGAGAGUCAAAGCUGUACCAGGAGGUUUCGUACCCGAGGGCUUCUUUGACUCUGCCGAAGAAGGCGUGAAUGAGGAUGAAGGCGAAGACGAAGAUGUGGACACAGCACCUGCUCCGUCAAUACCAGACGCUCCGGUUGUCGAGUCACAACCCGGCGCUCCUGCACCACCCCCUGCACAAGACGUGAAUGAGGAUGAAUGGGCCGCCUUCGAGCGAGAGAUGGCCGCAACCCAAAACACUGCCCUCCCCAUCAUCAGCGCAUCUGCCACCAUCUCCGCCGCCCCUGUCACAGCCGAGGAGCUGGCUACCAAAGCUCGCGAAGAACAAAGCGCACAACGAACCGCAAGAGAAGCCGAGAUAGAAGCUGAUACCGAAGAUGCCGCACUCGCACUACAACAAGAGUUUGACGAAAUGGACGAAUUGGACGAAAGAGUGAGACGUUUGCGAGAGAAGAGGGAAGCUCUGCGUCUUUCCAAGCAACAAGACACAUUACCAGACGCCCCUACCCCUACAUCAGAUGCUUUGCAGGAGGACACAAGAAUCCAAAGACCUCAAGAAGAGGAGGAGGAUGAUGAUGAUGACGACGAGGACGAAUUUGACGACUGGACCUUUGGCGCUAGGUAG